Alosa sapidissima (American shad) is the source of this 2469-nucleotide messenger RNA. RefSeq names its product acidic residue methyltransferase 1 (gene dcph1). Lineage: Eukaryota; Metazoa; Chordata; Actinopteri; Clupeiformes; Clupeidae. The record is from RefSeq and is a predicted model, not a curated record. Gene Ontology annotation, cellular component: nucleus; cytoplasm. Gene Ontology annotation, biological process: DNA damage response. Bases 255 to 1610 code for a protein of 451 amino acids. Gene Ontology annotation, molecular function: phosphatase activity. The transcript is spliced from 7 exons.
AAUUUUAAAGAUGAAAGAGAGCAACCUAAAUUAAGAUCAAACCAAGAAAGUGUAACUGAUAGUUGUCAGUUUAUUUCAGUUUAUGUUAUAUGCAACUUGCUCCUGGUCGGAAUUGGUAAGCCGUGGACAUGGUUAGAGAAAGUCUGAAUGGGUUCUAAUCACAGCGGGGAGCCUAAUCAUUAUUUUGACGUCGAUACGUCCUCCUAGUCGCUUCGUGGCGCUGUGUGAGAUCCUUGGUCUUACAUGUUGUAAACAUGGACGCAAAUCCAGUGUUAUUUCAAGGGGCUCCGCCGUCGCUGUCAGCUAAAUAUGAGGGAUCCUUUGCAUACUUAACUAUCAGAGACCGUCUACCUACCAUUCUGACUAAAGUCAUUGACACCAUCCAUCGCAACAAAAACAAGUUUUUUGAAGAAUAUGGCGAGGAGGGUGUUCAGGCGGAGAAGCGGGCGAUCUCGUUCCUCUCUAAGCUGCGUAACGAGCUGCAGACGGAUAAGCGUGUUCUGCCGCUGACGGACGGCCAGGAGGACGCGGAGACGUGGAACAGCUACCUGCAGUACCAGCAGAGCCACCAGGGGGAGCUCUCACCCGUCAGCUGGUUCUCCUCACCCUGGCUCUACGUGGAGUGCUACAUGUACCGCCGCAUCCAGGAGGCCCUCUGGCUCAACCCCCCUGUGAAUGAGUUUGACGUGUUCUGGGAGGGGAAGAGCCAGAGCUUCCUGGCCUCCACAGCGGCCAUCACGGCCCUCUGCACACACAUGGAGCUCGUCAGGAGACGCCUCGCACACUCCUCCGACUCCCACACACUGGACCAGCUGUUCCAACUACUGCAGGUGUCACUGUGGGGUAAUAAGUGUGACCUGUCCAUCUCGGCGGGGCAAGAGAACUCUCAGAAGGGCAGCCCCCUCGACUCCCUGGACAGCCUGCGGGCAUUCGUGCUGGUGAACCACUCCAAGCAGGUGUGGUCAGUCCUGGCAGCCGCGCGCGGGGACGGGCAGGGUCAGAGGUCGCCGGGGAGGGUGGACAUCGUCCUGGAUAACGCCGGCUUCGAGCUGGUCACUGACCUCGUGCUCGCAGACUUCCUCAUCGCCGCGGGCCUCGCCACGGAGAUCCGAUUCCACGGCAAGUCCUUCCCCUGGUUUGUCUCGGACGUGACGGCGCGGGACUUUGAGUGGACAAUAUUGCAGACCUCUGCGGCCAAUCACAAGUGGAUGUCUGCGUGCGGCGUCCAGUGGAAGCGCUACCUGAAGGAGGGUGUGUGGUCGUACCACGACCACGCGUUCUGGACCCUGCCGCAUGACUUCGGUGACAUGGCGUCCAGCGCGCCCGAUCUCUACGCUAGUCUUCGCUCCGCGCGCCUGCUGCUCUUUAAGGGCGACCUGAACUACCGCAAGCUGGUGGGCGACCGCGACUGGCCACACACCACGCCCUUCCACCUGGCCCUGCGAGGGUUCCAUCCCGCCCCACUCUGCUCCCUACGCACGCUCAAAGCCAACGUGCAGGUGGGAUUGGAGGCGGGUCAGGGGGAGGAGCUAAGCACAGCCACACCCACCUGGAUGACAAGUGGCAGCUACGGCGUCAUCCAGUUCUGCAGUUCCGACCGCGAGCAGUGACUUCACACACACACACACACACACACAUUACAUACACAUACUCACACACACACACACACAUUACAUACACAUUAGUCACAUUAGUGUGAGUGAGUGUGUGUAUGUGUAUAUCUGUGAGUGUGAGUGAGUAUGUAUGAGUGUUUGUGUGUGAGUGUGUUUGCUGCCAUGUGACUUUCAUGUUCUGAAAUUGUAAUUAUGCCCCCCCCCAUGAUCAUUAUGGGUAUAGUUAUGGGUAUGGGUAUAGUUAUGGGUAUGGGUAUAGUUAUGGGUAUUUAGCAGAUGCUUUUGUAAUGAAUGUACUUUUGUAUAAAUCAAGACACUGUUAUACGCACAGCAAUGGAACAGGUGCAGAGGGUGGCCUAGCCCCCAGGGACUUACAGAGGGACUAAACACACACACUCACACACACACACACACUGGCCACCUAGGGCUGUGAGGAACAGACACACAGACACACACCGGCCUCCAUGUCAUAGCUAACCAGCUAACCCCUACUGGGUUCCUCCGCCCCCCCCUCCCACACACACACACACACACACACACACACAACACACAUAUCACACAUGCACACACUCACACACACACAUAUCACACACACACACACACAUAUCACGCACGCACGCACACACACUGGGUUCUGUGUUAUAGCAAACAGAUGUGCAAUGGCUGAACAUGAACGAUGUGUUAUGGUCUGACGCAGCCAUUUGUGUGUGUGUGUGUGUGAUGUAUGUUGCCAACAUGGAAUAUUCCUCUUGUGCAUGAUGUCCCAUGUGGUGCAUGCUGGAGCUUGUGACCUCUGUGCAAGUUAUUUACACACAUACAUACAUAUAUAUAUAUAUAUAUAUAUAUAUAUAUAUAU